GUUACCUGUCAGACCUGUCGUUUCAAAAGAAGAAGAGGGCGGAGUCUCAGCUACAGGAGGCGGAGCCUCCAUCAGAGGGGGAGGGGCCUAGCUCACCUGUUACAGGGGGUAGAGAAGGAUCGGUCACUGAUCAUUCCACUUCUCUUACCGCAGCCUCGCUGCUGCUACCUGCUCACCUGGUGAUGUCACAGUCGUCCCCAGAGGGGGCGGAGCCACCUGGGGAAGAGGAGGGGUCCAUUAGUGAAGAGGCGGGGCCGUCAGUCAAGAAGGUGUGGCCUGUGAAAGAGCCGGGGGCGGAGCCAAAGCCGGAGCUCACAUCUGGCAUCACAGAAGCCUUCAACACAUUCAAAUCCCAUCUGGAACAGCACUUCACUGGCUGCUGGCAGAACGUUGAAAGUGAAAUUCUUCUGUCAUUAAAAGAGUGUCAACAACAAGUCUCCUCGCUGCUGACAGCUGUCCAUCAACACAGGUUAGUGUUGGUGCAGAGGUUUGAGACCAGUGUCACUGAUCAGCUGAACCGACUUCGUGAGAACUCCAGCAACCUGAACGCCAUCAACACACAGAUGCUGAGUUUUUUCCAGUCUGAGAUGCAGCGUCUGGGUUCGUUCUGUGAUGAACGCCUGCAGAGUUUGAAGUCUUUGGAGAGUGGAGCAUCGGGGGCGGAGCGUCAAACCAGCCAAUGAAGGACGAGAAGAGAAGAGCCAAUCAGAAGAGGAGCAAUCUGACCAUGAAUCCGUUUCUCGUCUGAAGACUGAAAUAAAACCAAAAUGAGCAAAGUC
This is a messenger RNA of Perca flavescens (yellow perch), 779 nucleotides long. RefSeq lists its product as uncharacterized. Lineage: Eukaryota; Metazoa; Chordata; Actinopteri; Perciformes; Percidae. The record is from RefSeq and is a predicted model, not a curated record. The transcript has 6 exons. The annotation marks the transcript as partial.